This is a messenger RNA of Trifolium pratense (red clover), 1001 nucleotides long. RefSeq names its product proteasome subunit beta type-1-like. NCBI's taxonomy places the organism in Eukaryota, Viridiplantae, Streptophyta, Magnoliopsida, Fabales, Fabaceae. The coding region runs from base 143 to 814 and encodes 223 amino acids. Gene Ontology annotation, cellular component: proteasome core complex. The record is from RefSeq and is a predicted model, not a curated record. The transcript is spliced from 8 exons.
AAAAAAAAAAGUUAAAUUUAAAACAAAAAUACAGUAAAACAAAAAGAAAGGAAACGAACGCGAGUAAGAAACAAACGUAAAGUGGAAAUCGGAACUUGAGAGAAACGAAACCCUAAAUUUUCUCCGACACGUCCCAAUUACCAUGACAAAACAACAUGCUAACUGGUCUCCAUAUGACAACAAUGGAGGAUCUUGUGUUGCAAUUGCCGGAUCGGAUUACUGUGUGAUUGCAGCAGAUACGAGGAUGUCCACUGGUUACAACAUCCUUACUCGUGAUUAUUCUAAAAUCUCCCACUUAGCCGAGAAAUGUGUGAUGGCUUCUUCUGGUUUUCAAGCUGAUGUGAAGGCUUUGCAGAAGGUUUUGUCAGCUAGGCAUUUGACAUAUCAGCACCAACACAACAAGCAAAUGAGCUGCCCUGCAAUGGCUCAGUUGCUUUCAAACACGCUUUAUUACAAACGCUUCUUUCCCUAUUAUUCUUUCAAUGUGUUGGGGGGCCUUGACAGUGAAGGAAAGGGAUGUGUCUUCACAUAUGAUGCUGUUGGUUCCUACGAGAGAGUGGGAUAUAGCUCUCAGGGUUCAGGAUCCACUCUCAUUAUGCCUUUUCUUGAUAACCAACUGAAGUCCCCCAGCCCACUUCUCUUACCUGCCCAGGACGCUGUUACUCCACUGUCCGAAGCAGAAGCAGUUGAUCUGGUCAAAACUGUUUUUGCAUCUGCUACCGAGAGAGAUAUAUACACUGGGGAUAAGGUUGAAAUUGUCAUCCUAAACUCCACUGGUAUUCAUCGCGAGUUCAUGGAACUAAGGAAGGAUUGAUGCUGUUGCACAUGAAUUUAUGUUCAUGAUAGACUUGUACUGAGAAUGUUUGGAAUGCUCCUAAAUUAUGAAUGUGGUCUAGGGUUUUUCCCGCAAAAUUGAGAAAUGCUUUCCAAUUUGAACUAUUGCUAGUCUGCUCACAUUGUAACUAGACUGUGCUUUUACUUUAUAUAUUUGCAUUGGAUUA